AUGGCUUCCAUUCUCCAUCUUUUGCUAAUAAUCUCAUUACCACUCUUAAUAUCCCUUGUGAGACCAAUCCUUGUUGCCAAACAACCUUUCAAGUUUAGCAGGAAUGGUCUGGGGUUAACCUUCUCCUUUGGCUUUAUUUGUUCUGGUUCUUGUGAUUCAUUUGUCUUGGCCAUUGCCAUUAUGGUGAAGACCAAUGACCAAAGCACAGCUCUGCAAGUAGUAUGGUCUGCCAACAGGGACAAACUUGUCAAGGAGAAUGCAACACUUGAGCUAAAGAAAGAUGGUAACUUUGUGCUCACUGACAUUAAUGGCACCAUUGUUUGGAGUACUAUCACAUCAGGCAAGCCAGUUUCAGGGAUUAAUCUCACAGACAAUGGGAGUUUGGUGUUGUUUGAUAGUGAGAACAACAUCAUUUGGAACUCUUUUGAUUUCCCAGUUGAUACACUGCUGCCUGGACAGAGACUGGUGGCUUGGCAGAGACUGGUGAGUAGAGCUUCAACUUAUAACUGGACUCAUUCAGGAUCUCAUUUUAUCUUACUCUCUCCAAGUGGUUUCUCUUCUUUCAUAGAAUCUGAUGGAAUACCUCAGGUUUACUAUAGAAAAGGAAGUGUUACCAUUAAUUCAGAGGAUGAGGAGGCAUAUCUGCAGUUCAUGAAUGGCAAUGUAAGUUUGGUUUUUGUCUUCAAAAGAAUCAACUGA
Dioscorea cayenensis subsp. rotundata (Guinea yam) is the source of this 699-nucleotide messenger RNA. RefSeq names its product EP1-like glycoprotein 2. The transcript is spliced from 2 exons. NCBI's taxonomy places the organism in Eukaryota, Viridiplantae, Streptophyta, Magnoliopsida, Dioscoreales, Dioscoreaceae. The coding region runs from base 1 to 699 and encodes 232 amino acids. The record is from RefSeq and is a predicted model, not a curated record.